AUAGAGCAAUAGAGACAAUUAAAACCUCUUUUAGGGUUUAAGGCGUCGACUUCACUGGUCUUCCGUUCAGUGUCAGGUGGUUACCACUCCCCCAACUCUUUCUUGCUAAAAUGGCUACCAAAUUAUUGGUCUCAAGAGCAGCAGCUAAAACCCUAAAUCAAAUUCUCAGACCUUCUUUGGUUGACUUCUCGUUGUUCUCCUACUCUGCGACCUCUCAAUGCCUCAGAAAUCUUCACUCAUUUGUUUCGGAGCGAUUCCACUUCCUUAAAUCCGACAGAAUUCAUCCCUGUAAUUCAAGGACAAUGGUCAGAUGUUCCAUUCCCCGUUACGAUAAUACGGAAGCUAUUUCGACCGACGAGAAUGCUGAUACUAGGGUUCCCGCCACUGUCAUCACUGGCUUCCUGGGUUCAGGAAAGACAACUCUCCUGAACCACAUUCUAACUGCUAAUCACGGCAAGCGUAUCGCUGUUAUAGAGAACGAGUUUGGAGAGGUAGACAUUGAUGGUUCAUUAGUUGCAAGCCAUUCCUCUGUGUCUGAGGACAUUGUUAUGGUCAACAAUGGCUGCCUAUGUUGUACUGUAAGAAGAGAUCUGGUUAAAAUGCUUUUAGAGUUGGCUAGGAAAAAGCGAGACAAAUUUGAUCAUAUUGUUAUAGAAACAACAGGUCUUGCCAAGCCUGCUCCUGUCAUUGAAACAUUCUAUACAGAUGAGUUGGUUGCACGGUAUGUUAAACUUGAUAGUGUUGUUACUUUGGUUGACUGUAAGCAUGCCAUGCAGCAUUUGAAUGAAGUCAAACCAAGAUUUGUUGUGAAUGAGGCAAUUGAGCAAGUUGCGUAUGCAGAUCGUAUAAUCUUGAACAAGAUAGAUUUGGUGAAUGAGACUGAGCUAGAAGCCUUGAUGAAGAAAAUUAAGCAUAUCAAUGGGAUGGCACAAAUUAAGAAAGCUACAUAUGGAGCUGUUGACAUUGACUUUGUCCUGGGUGUGGGAGGAUAUGAUCUUGAUAGAAUUGAAUCUGAAGUUCAGCUAGAUGGAUCACAUAGCUUAACUCAGCACCAUGAGGCAGGGCACGAUCAUCAUGAGGGACAUCAUCAUAAUCAUACACAUGAUUCUGCUGUGUCCAGUGUCAGUAUAGUUUCUGAGGGAGUUUUGGAUCUUGAUGAGGUUGAUGAUUGGCUUGAGAGGCUAAUUGAUGAAAAAGGGGAGGAUUUGUAUAGGAUGAAAGGGGUUUUAUCUGUGAGUGGUUCUGAUGAGCGUUAUGUUUUUCAGGGGGUGCAUUCCAUGUUGGACGGCAGCCCAGGCAAAGCAUGGGGGCCAGAUGAGAAAAGAAUAAACAAGCUUGUCUUCAUAGGAAGGAAUUUGGAUGAAACUGCCUUAAGAAAAGGCUUCAAAGGUUGUUUAGUGUGAACAAAGGCAUGGUUCUGUCAAAAGGUGUCGUUACUAUGUGUGUCUAAUGAAACCAGCAUGCAGAACCAGGUCAAAUUUAAGGGCAUUUCUGCAGGUAACCAUAUCCAAGGCAUAUUGAGGUUAUGAUGUGGAUAGUUAGUAUGUGUAUGCCUUAGCUCCUUUCAAUGCACCAGACCCAGUUGAUAUGAGAUGGGAUCUGAUUCAAAGUUUCUGUAAAAUGUGGAUGGAUUUCUUAUAAUUAACAAAAGUUUCACAUGAACUUGCUAGAUUGCUUGUUCAAAGGGAUUUUGUCAAUUUUUUAUCUGAUGAAUUUUAUUGCCAAGGUACCAUAUCAAACAUGUCACAACAAAUGUAUUGGUGAGAACUUCUCAGAAAUGGGACUAUAACCUGCUGCAAUGAUUAAGCUAGCACUUUGAAUUC
This is a messenger RNA of Nelumbo nucifera (sacred lotus), 1823 nucleotides long. RefSeq lists its product as uncharacterized. NCBI's taxonomy places the organism in Eukaryota, Viridiplantae, Streptophyta, Magnoliopsida, Proteales, Nelumbonaceae. The record is from RefSeq and is a predicted model, not a curated record. Gene Ontology annotation, cellular component: cytoplasm.